Molecule: messenger RNA, 1065 nt
Organism: Raphanus sativus (radish)
Lineage: Eukaryota; Viridiplantae; Streptophyta; Magnoliopsida; Brassicales; Brassicaceae
Product: tetraspanin-20
Exons: 6
Coding region: 120-929 (269 amino acids)
Cellular component (GO): membrane
Source: RefSeq, a predicted model, not a curated record
CAGCAUUAUACUUUUUUUCUUCUGCCAGCAAAUCAUAAAACUGGUUACAAUUGAGAUCGCUCGCUCAUCAGAAUUUUCAAUCUUCCUCCGAUAUCGAGAGAGAAACCACACAAAAAAAAAUGAGACACAACUGCUGCCAUCUCUCCUUCGCUUCCGUCCUGAAGAUCCUCAAUUUCCUCCAAGCCUUCAUCGGUAUCUCCAUCAUAAUCUACUCUAUAUGGAUGCUCGAUCAAUACAAUCGUCACGUCCCCGUCGACCCUCCUCCUCCUUCUCAGCCUCCCUCGGCUUCUUAUCCCUUCUCUAGCUCAGGAAUCGCUAUCAACAGUCUCUCUGACUCCCUGAACAAACCCAUCGGUCUCCUUCUCCGAGAUUCGGGUUUCCACCUCCGUUCCCUAGAUCUUCCUGCUCCCUGGUUCAUAUACUCUUUCAUGGCGAUUGGGAUCUUGGUCUGUAUUGUCACUGUCAUCGGUUUCAUUGCAGCUGAAGCUAUCAAUGGCUGCUGCUUGUGUUUCUAUUCAAUCCUCAAAACUCUUGUCAUCAUACUUGAAGCAGCUCUCGUUGGAUUCAUUGCCAUUGACCGUCACUGGGAGAAGGAUCUUCCUUAUGAUCCAACUGGAGAACUCACUAGCCUUCGAGCUUUCAUUGAAGCAAACAUCGAUAUUUGCAAAUGGGUUGGGGUUGGCGUGGUAGCUAUCCAGCUACUGUCUUUGCUACUGGCUAUGGUUCUAAGAGCUAUGGUUUCUCCUAGGCAAUCAGAGCUUGAUGACGAAGAUGAUUAUGAGAAUCCGAUUAAUAGAGCGCGUGAGAAUCUUCUUGCUCCACAGACUAACCAGACAUCUUCUGGAUCAAGCAAUAUUGACAACUGGAGGUCCAGAAUCAGAGAGAAGUACGGAUUGAACAACGGCCAGAGCCAGAGUCCCUCAGUCUAACUCAAAAGAUUUGAGUUCGUGUGUGUGUGUUUGGUAUCACUACUUUCGUUUUGUUCCUCUCUUGCUACCUUUGUAACUUUCAGAGUGUGCAUAAGUAUUACACAACUUUUUAGAUUGGAACAUUGGUUUCUCCCUC